CGACUUGGACCGCUGCACGUGCCGGUGCUUCAAACUGUUUUGUUUGAUUUUGUGUGUUCAGGUCGGAUUAGGAAAAUUCAAAGAUAGAAUUUUCUAAAAAUUUAAAUCAUGAGCUCUCAAAAGCUGGAAUACGAUGCAAGCCUUGGCGGAGGCGUUACGCUGCCCAGCAAUCUGCCGACCUAUCACUAUGCAUCUGGAGCACUACACGAAAUCAAGUCUAUGAUUGCGGAAGCCCAGAAGCCGGUCAGCAGUAAGCUAAUCUUUCAAUCAUUGCCCAAGCACAUGCGCCGUCGCGCCAUGUCACAUCAUCCGAAUCGCUUGCCGCGCAAAUACCGCUCCGCCCACAAAUGCCAAAUGGCCAAGGCAGGCAAUCAGCCAGUGGCACCAAAGCGCCCGUCGCGUAAGUAUCGACGUCGAGCAAAGAAUCUAAUGCGUGAGUAUAUGCGCCGCCAGCGCAACCACAUUUGGUUAGAGACCCAUAUUUGGCAUGCAAAGCGCUUCCAUAUGAUCGAUCGCUGGGGAUAUCGGUUGGCCUAUGCCAGUUGCGACAAGACCUACCGGGCAUGCUAUCGCGCCAGCUCCGAGCACUGCCUGGUUCAGGAUAUUUCAUUUUACAGCUGCGUGCAGUUGGCAGGGAGCGUCGAUCUGCUGCGUGUGGGUUUUGGGCGCAUAACAAGUCCAGAGUGUGGCCUUGGCAUUACGGCCAAGACAUAUAUGAGCGGGCGACGCGAAGGCAGCAUACAGCUUUUUGCCGAUUCGAAGUAUCCGUCGGCUGCCCUGCAACGCGUCCUCUUUAUGUGGCGUCCCGAGGAACAGCCAGAGAAUAAAACACGCCGGACCCUAUGGCUCUGGCUGCAUCCUGCUGGCGCUGAGGCAACCAUUGCCCAACUAAUCAAAGUUUUUCAGCUCAAGUCCACUAAGCAGGAAAGGCUGCCGCUAUUAUAUGACUCAGACGCCCUGGUGCCAUCAGCUGAAUUGAACGAAGUGCCACUGCCGGUUGAAUCGGUGGAGCAGCAACCGGAUGGAUCAAACAAGCAGCCGCUGCGUUUCUGGACAUACACCAAGGCGUUUGAGCGCAACAGAAGUUACGCCAAUGCGGACACAGAUUUGCAAAUGGUGCACAUCAAGCACGAAUUCAAUCGCUUCCGUCUGACCGGACCGCGCGCCCAACGCGUGCUGGCCGCCAGUCUGCGCGCCUAUCGUCAAAACCGCGAAGAUAGCCCCGAGCUGCCCAAAUCGGAAGAUUUGCGGCUUGGCGACACUCCGGACCAAGCGCUAGAGCCGGCCGAUUUCUGUGAGGCUGCACUGCAGCUGAGCUCGCCCAGCGAGCUACUUUCCAAUCUGAUCAUCAGCGUCAAUGUGGUCGAUCCUCGUCUGCAGCGUCCCAGUAUGCGCUGCAAGGCGGCCAGACCUGCAACAUCUCUGGUCAACGCAACUCAGUUACAUCUAUCGCAGCCAAAGCAGCCGCCGUACAGCGAUCUGUGGGACUCAGAGUUUCGCGAACGUCUCAGUAAGCAGAUGAUGCCGCAACAUAAUUAUAAUCAGCUGCGCUCCAUGCAUGCCAUUGUGCCCGGCCAGCGCUGUGACUUUGAGGAUCAAAUGCAGCCACUGCCGCUCCUGCUGAUACAGCGCCCAGGCUCCCAACAGUCACAGUACAAACGCUUGGGCUAUGCUGCUGGCUGGGAUGUGAUUGUGCCUGCCCGUUAUGGUCUGGUGCUUUGGCAGACGCUCAUCAUGUGGGGAGCCCGACCAGGUGGACUGCGGGAAUUCGACUCGGUAGCCAGAGAGUCGGGCAUUGAUCAUUAUUUGCCGGACACUGUGGCCGGACAGCAGCAGGCAUCGCAGACAGCUAAGGAGCGUCGUGCUCAAUAUUUUCGUCAGCCACCCAACAAACGCUGCAACUAUCGCAAGCUGUCAGUGGUCAGUCCAUUUAUGGCGCCAUGGCAUUCGCUAGUGCGCGACUGGUCUGUGGAGCACUAUAAGGAAACAAAUGGUUAUUUUGUGCUGCGCAAUCGCGAGUUGUUGCAGUGCCUGGACGGAUGCGUGCGCCGACGUCAGGAAUUCCCGGAGACGAUCUCAGAAUUGUGUCUCAUUCAGAUUGAAGUGCGUAUGCAUGCGCGCGGCAAACUCAAAGACAAUUCAUUGAUUUGCCAGCCAACCGCCCAGGACUGGGUGCGUCGUCGCCAGCAGCAGAAGCAUGACGAGCAUGAGCCCGUGCAUACCGAGCCACUGCAGACCGACCUGAACGAAGGUUUACGCAAACAGUUGCGCCACAAACACAAGCGUCUGCUGAAACGCUUGCGCUCCCGUCGCGUGCGCGAGAAGCGUAAACUACAGGAGACAAGCACAAAGCGCGUCCACAUUCGUCCGGCCAAGACAGGGCCUUUGAUCUGCGAGCAGUUUGCUAAAAUGUGUGACCUCUGGCUGCCCAGGGAUCCAACCAAGACGCGCGACAGCGUGCGCCGUCAAUGCAGUCGCGAGGUGUUCGGCUAUGUGACCUGCGCCGGUUUCAGCUUCGUGGAGGCAGCCGUCUGCGGGGUGGGCUAUAUAACGGCUCGUGGAUUGCGUCUACUGCUGGAAGUAAGGCAGCCGGGCGUGCCCCUGCUCUGCCUGGUGCGCAAUGAGGACAGUCGUGACUAUCGCUUCGCUCGCGUCCAAAUAAAUGUAAAUGUCUCCGAUGGAGUUUAGUUUAGAAUACGCAUUGUAGAUAUAAAUGUAGAUAGAUAGAUGUAGUUUAUGUAUGUUAAGUACAAAUGUCAUAAAUAUCGAAUAAAUAUUCCUAACUGAUUAA
Messenger RNA from Drosophila montana, 2791 nucleotides. It is a transcript of the gene Pop1, whose product is annotated as POP1 ribonuclease P/MRP subunit. The transcript is spliced from 2 exons. Gene Ontology annotation, biological process: tRNA 5'-leader removal. Gene Ontology annotation, cellular component: ribonuclease MRP complex; nucleolar ribonuclease P complex. The record is from RefSeq and is a predicted model, not a curated record. NCBI's taxonomy places the organism in Eukaryota, Metazoa, Arthropoda, Insecta, Diptera, Drosophilidae. The coding region runs from base 109 to 2688 and encodes 859 amino acids.